AACUGAUAAGAACAGAUACUACACUUGAUCUUAGCCAAAAGGCCGAGAAAGGUAUGAGUUGAAAUACAUCUGCACCUCGUUUUGUAUCCUAUCCAGCCGUCUUCUACUAUCUCGUCUAGCGAGGUGGCACUAAACUACACAGGCUCUCGAGCGAACGACACCGGUUAGCGCGGAUCAAAACCGAGGCGCGACGGCGCGUCGACCUGCUGGGCUUCAUGUUCCGUUCGAGGGAACACAUGAGCCUGCUUUCGGCCUAUGAACAAGCCCGGCCCAAUACCCGUGAGUCCUUGCGGAGGCCCGUAGAAUUGGCCCAACAACUCGCGACGAAAGCCGAUCCCCACCCAUCUCGCCGUCCGGCCGCGUACCCUGCCGCCGCUGCUGCGGCCGUCGAGAAUCGAGAUGCUUCGAGAAGGCGGCGGCGGCGGCGGCCGAAACGAGGAGGAGGAACGGCACCCCGCGCGCACGGGGGUUCCGGAUGGUCGUUAAAGAUUACCUUCGCCGCCGUCGCGUCAAGGCUUGUCCGCAUCGCGACGGCGACGGUGGAGCUGGAAGGUUUAUCAUCAGCGCAACAGGACAACGACCGCGGCACGCGCCGGCCAGGCUGGCAGCUAGAUGAGCUGGCCCCGUUCCGACUUCCGAUCGACAGCGACACGGCGGGGCGGGGCGGACGAAACCGCGGGCUCGGCAAGCCGGCGGGGCGGGGCGCGCCGCGCGCCUGCCGUAUCGCUGCCGCUGUCGUGGCCGGCCGCGCGCUGCGCCGUCGACGUCGACGACACCUAGAAGCCUGAUCCGUUCGCCUUCGCCUCGGCUGGCGCGCUAUAUAAGCGCGGGCGAGGGCCCGACCAACCUCACUCAUCCAGACCAAGUGUCCUCCUCGCUCACUGAACCUUCCUCGCAGUCGCAGUACUCGGUACUCGCCAGCCUCACAUCCGAUCAGUUCUCGGUUCUGCCUGCGUCACCAUGUCUUCAACGGCGGCGUCCAACCUGGCCGGCCUGUGGCUCGCCGAGCUCGCCGCCGCGGCGCGGGGGGCGUGGCAGGCGAUGGCCUCCAGCCACGGCGAGCGGCGGCGGCCGGGCCGUCAGCAGGAGAAGCUGGGAGCCGUGAAGAAGAGGACGGCGGCGGUGGCGGUGCAAGGAGCCGCCGCGUCCGCGGGGAAGGCGGCGAAGGAGGGGGACGUCGGGAGGUGCGGCGGCGCCAUGUCCGACACCACGGUCUUCCUGCUGCUCGACCGGUUCGCGCCCAGCUGAGCUCAGCUCGCCCCCGCGCUCCGGCGACCGGUUGCGUCCAUCUAUACAGGCGAAACGAAACAAUGGCAGGCGAUGGUUGUGUAAAUGUUGUGGAUUGUGAUGCCAUCUUGCUGUUGGUUGCUCAUCUCCCCCAUUUCUUCGUUCCAUGGGCGUUCCCCUGCAAUGAACAGGGACGCGGAAAUUUCGUAGAACAAUCCAAGAUGUGGUCGCACAGGUUA
Messenger RNA from Panicum hallii, 1466 nucleotides. RefSeq lists its product as uncharacterized. Lineage: Eukaryota; Viridiplantae; Streptophyta; Magnoliopsida; Poales; Poaceae. The record is from RefSeq and is a predicted model, not a curated record. The transcript has a single exon. Bases 961 to 1248 code for a protein of 95 amino acids.